CGUAAAUCGAGGUGGUAACGGGUGGAAAUUCAAAAUUAAAUGGCUCGUGAAAAAAAAGAAAAGCUUUUUGAAUUUCGUAAUCUGUUUGUGUGGGACAGCUGGAUCCUACCCGAGGGAGCAGUUACUCGCACGUGCUUUCCUAGAGAGAGAAAAGCUGUUUCUCUACUUACCAACAUUCCAGUCGCACGUGAGGCUUCUAAUGGGCCUAUUUUGAAAAUAGGCUUUACUCUUAAACGUCGUGAUGUUCUAUGGCAAAAUCCUCCGACGGCACGCAUGCUGACGUAAGACGAAACGUGAAAUGAAAUGGGCCAGGCCAACCUUCGGGCUGAACCUUACUUAUAAAAAGAUCUGGUCUAAGGGUCGGUUGUGACCGGUUUAACUUUGGUUAAGACUCAAUUUAAUUUGUCCGUGGGAGAGACCCGAGUAGAUAUUUUAAACGAUAUUAAUAUUCCCAAAAUACGAAAGCAAAUCAGGUUCUUUGCCCUACGAAGUUCGAAAAAGCUAGAGGAGGAGGAAGAAGAUGGCGCAUAGAAUACUCAGAGAUCACGACGCCGAUGGCUGGGAACGCGCUGACUUCCCCAUCAUCUGCGAGUCUUGUCUCGGCGACAAUCCUUAUGUCCGAAUGACAAAAUCUGAUUACGACAAAGAGUGCAAGAUCUGCACCCGACCGUUCACCGUAUUCAGGUGGCGCCCCGGCCGCGACGCUAGGUACAAGAAAACCGAAGUCUGUCAGACAUGCUGCAAGCUCAAGAACGUGUGCCAAGUCUGUCUCCUGGAUCUCGAGUAUGGUCUUCCCGUUCAGGCCAGAGACACGGCCCUCAACAUCAGCACUCAUGAUUCCAUCCCCAAAAGCGAUGUCAACAGAGAGUUCUUCGCCGAAGAGCAUGAUCGAAAGACGAGAGCUGGAUUAGAUUAUGAGUCUUCUUUUGGAAAGAUUCGUCCUAAUGAUACCAUUCGUAUGCUUCAAAGAACGACGCCGUAUUACAAGAGGAACCGAGCGCAUAUUUGUAGUUUCUUUAUUAGGGGAGAGUGUACUAGAGGUGAAGAAUGUCCUUACCGCCACGAGAUGCCUGAGACAGGAGAGUUAUCCCAGCAGAACAUUAAAGACCGUUACUAUGGUGUGAACGAUCCAGUGGCGUUGAAGUUACUUGGGAAGGCAGGUGAGAUGGGCACAUUGGAAACUCCAGACGAUCAAAGCAUCAAGACGCUUUACGUCGGCGGGCUAAACUCUCGAGUCCUUGAGCAAGACAUAAGAGAUCAGUUCUACGCAUACGGAGAGAUCGAGUCCAUCAGAAUCUUGGCGGAGAAAGCGUGUGCCUUUGUCACGUACACGACCAGAGAAGGAGCGGAGAAAGCUGCUGAAGAGCUCAGCAACAAGCUAGUUGUCAACGGUCAGAGGCUUAAAAUCUCUUGGGGAAGACCUCAAGCUCCCAGAACUGAUCCAGAUGGCGGCGGCUCGCAGCAGCAAGGCGGUGUGGCUCAUACUGGAUUGCUGCCUCGUGCUGUGUUAUCUCAGCAGCAUAAUCAACCUCCACCGAUGCAGCAGUACUAUAUGCACCCGCCACCACCACAACAACCUCAUCAGGACAGACCCUUUUACCCGUCGAUGGACCCUCAGAGAAUGGGUGCAGUCACUUCGUCUCAAGACAGUGGUGAUAACAGAAUGCCUCCACAUGGGCAUUAUCAGCAGCACCAGCCGUACCCGCCACAGCCAUAUGGAGGGUAUAUGCAACAGCCUUACCAGCAGCAUCCUCCUUACCACCAUGGCCCACCACAAGCUGCUCAUCCUUAUCCGCAACAGCAACAACAGCCGGGUACUGGUUCAAGGCCUAACCCUCCUCCUCCAAGCUCAGUCUCUGCUCCACCACCUGAAUCUGUGUCUCAUGCACCAUCAGGGUCCUCUUCUCAGCAAUCUGCUGAGGCUGCUGUUACUGGUACGUCCCAGUAGAAACCGUUGCCGGUUUAUUCGAAUUUUUGCUUUUGUUAUUUAAAUAGACUCCAAUGUAACGACAAUUCCUGUUCAGCAAUGUGUUGCUGUUGAAUUUUAUGACGAGAGUAAUAGAAGAGAACUUUUUCAGUUUU
This is a messenger RNA of Brassica napus (rape), 2082 nucleotides long. RefSeq names its product zinc finger CCCH domain-containing protein 25. The record is from RefSeq and is a predicted model, not a curated record. The coding region runs from base 521 to 1948 and encodes 475 amino acids. Gene Ontology annotation, cellular component: Prp19 complex; U2-type catalytic step 2 spliceosome; U2-type catalytic step 1 spliceosome. Lineage: Eukaryota; Viridiplantae; Streptophyta; Magnoliopsida; Brassicales; Brassicaceae. Gene Ontology annotation, molecular function: metal ion binding; U6 snRNA binding; pre-mRNA binding. The transcript is spliced from 4 exons.